Molecule: messenger RNA, 1615 nt
Organism: Condylostylus longicornis
Lineage: Eukaryota; Metazoa; Arthropoda; Insecta; Diptera; Dolichopodidae
Exons: 4
Coding region: 306-1430 (374 amino acids)
Source: RefSeq, a predicted model, not a curated record
UAACUAUAUUAUAAUAUAGUUAUUAAUUUAUUGAUAUAAUAUUGAAUAAAUAAUAAAAUGAAAAUAAAAAUAAAAUCUUAAUAGUUAGUGUGCUUAGGAAUUUAGAAGAAUAUUAGGAUCAAUUAAAAAUGAUUUCUCAUAGCCCUUGAAUUGCAAUAUAUUUUAAAUUUUUCGAUUUUAUUUGCAAAAAAAUUGAAAUAAUAAUUUAAAAAAGAAUAGCAAAUUUUAAUUAAAAAAUAUAAAAAAAAAAAAUAAUUGGAAUAAAAUGACAAAUCAAAUGUAGAUUUUUUUAAUAAAGAAAAAAAAUGUUUCAUGCUGUUGUUCGUGUACUUUUAAAAUUAUUUGAGCUUAUUGGAUGCAUUGCCUGUGUAAUUACAAAAAAUCUAACUGAUCAAGAAGCUAGAAGAAUACAAUUAAGGAAUCAAAAAUAUUCAAGGGAAUGGAGUUUAUUGAGCAAUGUUACAUGGUCUAGAGAGGGCAAUGCCUUUGCUAGCGUGACUUAUGGUGGAUUUACGUUAAUAACAGCCUUGUUACUUAUUUCCAGAUGCAUCAAUUCAAGAUCCCGUCCAACACUUACUGAAAAAAUUUUUUUGACUGUUGGCAUGCUAUUUUUCUUUACAAUAGGUAGUUUAGUAUAUGCUUCUAUUGAACAAGUUCAACCAGAUUUACAUGAUAAUGCAUUAAUACUUGGUACAUUAUCAUAUUUAGUUGCUAUUUUAUUUUUAAUUGAUUUAGCAGAUCCAAUGGAACGUACAACAAAUAGAUCAACACAAACAAUUGAAAAUGAAUUAAAUUUUCCAAAUAGUCAAAAUUCUAUGCAACAAAAUUCAUCUUCAUUAGCAAAUAUUCAAUCACAUUUAGAUUAUCAAAAUGAAAUAACAAAUGAAAAUAUUAAUAAUAAUAAAGAUAAAAAUAUAAAAUCAAUACAUAGAGUUGAUUUAACACCAAUACCAUCACCAGAUAUAGAAGCAAUACCACCUAAUGGAUAUUAUUUUCGACCAGGUGAUCAAGUUGAUAUAGUUCAAACAAAAACAUUACCAGUAAGAGAACAACCAAUAUUUGCAAAAGUUCUAUUACCAGAAAAGAAACGUCCAAUUAAAGAAAAAGUUAUUCGACCUAUAAGACUGUAUAAUGAAGAAUAUCGUGAAAAUUAUUUACAAUCAUCGAAUAAUGAUGAUCGAUUUUAUAGAGCUGAUGCUAGAACACAUUAUGUUAAUGCUAACAGUAAUAAUAAUAAUAGUAAUAAUUAUUUUAUGAAUUCAUGUAAAAAAAAUGAUGAGUAUCCAGGUCCAUUGCCAGAAAAAGAUUAUUUUACAGAUGAUGAUAAUAUUGAUAGACCAUUAAAAAGUGGUUUUGUUGCUCAAGCAGCACGUAUGUGGGAUAAAAGAGCAAAAAGAACAGGAAGAAGGGAGCAAAACACACUAGUUUAAAAUUUGAUUUUAAUUGGACUAUAAUUGCAAGCAUAUGACCAAAUUAUGAAAAAACUAAUGUUUAUGAAUAUAAAAUUAAUUAGGUUAAGAAUUUGUUGAAAUUUUAAAAAUUUGAUAUUGUUUUUUUUUUUUUGUAAAUAUUUUGUUAUGUAAGUUUAUAAUAUCUAUUGUAUACUUUAAACAUU